GAAUUGUGUGCUUAGGCGCUGGGGCAGUUGAUGGUCAGCCUUAUCACCCACCUGACUCCCACCCCCCCACCUACAACUUCUAAUAUUUCAUUCAAUUCACAGUGGUUGUACCUUCGAUCACUCGCAGUUCAUUCUAGUGAAGGACAGCCAUGGCGAGCUCCACUCAGCUGAAAUCCGAUGCGAUCAUGGAGCAGAUGAAGCUCCAUAUGUCAACUGAUGCUGGCAAACAGCUUACCAAGAAAAUUGGACUCAUUUAUCAGAUCAAUAUUGCUCCCAAGAAACUUGGGUUUAAUGAGAAGUCUUAUGUCGUUGAUUUGAAGAAAGGGGAGGUCAAAGAAGGGACAUACGAAGAUGGGAAGCCAGACGCCACCUUCUCAUUUACAGAUGAUGAUUUUGUCAAGGUUGCCACUGGCAAGAUGAAUCCUCAAAUUGCUUUCAUGAGGGGUAAAAUGAAGAUAAAGGGCAGUAUCAGUGCAGCCCAGAAAUUUACACCCGACAUUUUCCCCAAGCCAUCAAAGAUGUGAGCAAUGAGGUUUCCAUGUGGUAUAAGAUCAGUUGAUUGAGGAUGUAAGUUGUCAAUUCCUUUCGGCUUCCUAUGUUGUAGUAGAAAUUCCUCGCACAUUGAAUUACCCAGAUCCCAGUACACCCUCUGGUAUCUCUAAUGUAAAAUGGAUGUUUUGCCCUCAUAGUCAAAACAUAAAUCUUGAUUCUGCUCAGAAAUAAAACUUUUUUAUUUA
Molecule: messenger RNA, 737 nt
Organism: Sesamum indicum (sesame)
Lineage: Eukaryota; Viridiplantae; Streptophyta; Magnoliopsida; Lamiales; Pedaliaceae
Product: sterol carrier protein 2
Cellular component (GO): cytosol
Source: RefSeq, a predicted model, not a curated record